Rana temporaria (common frog) is the source of this 1112-nucleotide messenger RNA. Its product is annotated as acyl-coenzyme A thioesterase THEM4-like. NCBI's taxonomy places the organism in Eukaryota, Metazoa, Chordata, Amphibia, Anura, Ranidae. The coding region runs from base 240 to 905 and encodes 221 amino acids. The transcript is spliced from 6 exons. The record is from RefSeq and is a predicted model, not a curated record.
UGUAUUUGUAUCAAUCACAUGGACUUUGUACAGCUCCACAGACCGUGUUGGCGAUAUACCUCUCCUCCAUGACCUGUGCACCUGGUAGCCCCUCCCCCUCCUGUGUAAAGGUCUCAUUGUCUGAUCCGUGUCACCGAUGUAUGGUCAUGUGACGUGCGCUGGCCCCUCCCCCGCUCAGGUGAUGUAUAGACUUCCCGGUGUCCCCGUCUUAUCACUUCCUGUCUCCUCUCACAGGCACCAUGCUGUACGGACUCGACAGGAUCCUCCGGGGUCACCGAACCUCCGCCGGGGCGCAGAGCGAUCGCCGCUUCUCCGCCGCCCCCUGCUGUGCGAAACCGGAACCGCGGGACUACUCCCUGCCCAACCCCACCUGGAGCCCCGACACCAAGAGACUCUACGAGGAGCUGAGCCGAGACCGGAGCUGGAGGAGACUUCCCUCCUACGACUCCCACCUCCACCACCGGGCCGGUAUGUCUCCAGAGGUAGACGGGAAAACUCGCCUCUUCACCAGGAACCUUGACCAGGACGGAGUCGGCUUCGAGUAUUGUAUGUUCUAUAACGAGGCGGAGAAGAGGACGCUUUGCAUAUUCCAGCCCGGGCCCUAUACAGAGGGCCCCAAAGGGUACGCACACGGAGGUUGCAUCGCCACCAUCAUAGACGAGACGGCGGGGACGGUAAUUGAAUACAGCAGCGGAGCGUCCGUGACGGCCAACCUGAACAUCAACUAUCGCAAUCCGAUUCCUCUGGGAGCUACAGUCCUCAUAGACUGCCGAGUGGAGAAGGUAGACGGCCGCAAAGUCUUCACCAGCUGUCAGGUCCGCAGUCAUGAUGACACCGUGCUUCACAACGAGGCCACCGCUUUGUUCAUCACGCCCAAGUCGGGAGGACUUAAAGCCAAACUAUAAAUUGCUGUAUAUUACAGACAUCUGGAAAUAUUCCUAAUUCCAUUGGUUGGCACCUGUAGUGUAUCCUGUCUGUCACUAGAGGGCGGCAGAUCCUGUAUUGUAGGUUUCCUGGGAUACCUGCUCUUUAUAAUGUACUCACGAUCUCUCGGAGCAAUCGUUCUGUCUGCACUGGAGGAUAGUGGUCUCCGCCAUGGCGCCCCCCCCCCC